This is a messenger RNA of Contarinia nasturtii (swede midge), 2610 nucleotides long. RefSeq lists its product as uncharacterized. Bases 167 to 2389 code for a protein of 740 amino acids. The transcript is spliced from 3 exons. The record is from RefSeq and is a predicted model, not a curated record. Lineage: Eukaryota; Metazoa; Arthropoda; Insecta; Diptera; Cecidomyiidae.
UGCAAAGACCUAAAUAUGUUUACAAAAUAUCAGACGACAAAUCAACCAAACGCUUUAAUCAAUUUCUAAAUCUCAUCAGAAUCCCGUUACAAUUUUUGUGUUUGUGUUUUGUUUAUUUAUAAAACAAGAUUUACCAAUUUGAUAUUUAGUACAAGGAAACAACAAUAUGUCCUCUGAUGUAACAUAUUCAACGAAAAGCUAUCGAAAUGAUUGGAUAUCGCAAUUUGGAUUAUAUCGGUAUGAAAGUGCAACAUCACCAAAAAGAGUUGAAUACGAGCGACGAAACCGACUAGUAUUGCGUAUUAUUUUUUCAUUGGGCACCACAUUAUUUCUCGCUCUCUUAAUAUUUUACAUUGGUGUUUACAUGAGUAGCUACAAUGAAACGGAUCGAAUGUUAUUUUCGGAUGAUAAACCAGAAACGGAUGCAAUUGAACCAAAUUAUUCGAAUCCAUUAACAACUGUGUUUUAUCCGGACGAUCAAAUAUCUUCGUAUCAACACACAAUCUCAAGUACGACACCAAUGACUGGUAAAAAUCAAGUGUCAAACAAUGAGAACGGACUUGUUUCAUUUGUUGAACAUGACGAUGCUGAAGAUAGAUCGAUAAAAAUAAUUCCAACAGCAAAUACAUGGCAUCCAUUCAAUCACAAACGACACUAUAGCAAUGUUUAUCGCAAUAAAAUUGGACCAAAUAGUGUUCAUGAUUUGUAUCGAAAAUCAAUAUUCGAUACAACAACACCACAAAAACGGAUAUUUUACUCCGAUGACAUUGCAACCGAUGAUAAUGAUGAAAAUUUUGAUUAUAUCGAUCCGGUACAAAAUGUGAACAGCAUUCAGGAUAUUUUAAAUCAUAAUGAACCGGAAGGUUUUAGUGAAGAAAUCACAUAUGUUGCACCAUCGUUACCAUUUUCACGGCGAAUGAAAGUGGAAGGUAUUUAUCGUCGUGAAAAAAAGAAAAAACAUGAUCAUAUGAGUACAAUGGAAAGUGGACAACAUAGUUCAACAGUCUAUGAUGAAAAUGUGCAUCAAAAGAAUGAUCCAUUUUCUAAAUUUAAACCAUCGAAACCAGGCGACGUCAAUUUAUUGGCAUCUAACAAUAAUAUGAAAUUUAAACAAUACACACACCAUAAACCACGUCCAUUAACAACACCAAUGACAUUGAAUAAUUAUUAUGAGGAUUAUUAUGGUAGUCGCGAUCCGAACAUAAUUUAUCAUCAAAUUAUUGCGGCAAAUAAUAAAAAUCGUGAUGCCACCAUUCGAAAUGGUCGCUUUGAAAAAGCGUCAACAACAAAAUCAAAUAAACCAUUCAGUUUAAUGUUAGACGUGUAUCCGAUGCCCGAGGAAACGACAUUUGAUUCAUCCAUACAGGCAACAAUCCCAACACGGAUAAUACCAUACAAUCAAUAUCGACGACCAUUUCAACCGGUCAAUUCACAUUCGAUAAAUCAUAAUUUACAGUAUGGGAAAGAAAACUCGUUCUAUAGUCAUUUAAAAUUUCCACAAAUACAACAAUAUUCACCGUAUCGAACACAACCAUUUAUCGCAAAUGAUGGUUUUUAUCGAAAUUACAUAACAAAUCGCAUGAAUACAAAUGUUUAUCGAACACUUUCAAAACCAUCACCGUCAAUGCCAAUAUCCGAUUUGACAACGGAAGACAGUCCAAGUCAAAUAACAGUUCAUUUAAAUCUAUAUCCAGAUCGAAAAAAAUAUCAUUCACGUAACGUCGAAAUAAUUCACACCGAUAAUAAUUCGACAUCAACGGCGGUUUCAUCAUCAGUGUCACCAUUGCUGUUGACACCAUCAUUGAAUUCAAUGAAACAUGAUCAUUCAACGUGGAAGCGUUUAGAACGCGAAAAUGCAACAAAACCAAUUAGUGAAAUUGAAAUUCGACCAUCACGGCAUACCUAUAUACCACCAUUUUCAGCAAUUAAAAUCAAUGCACUUCAACAUCCAUUCGAUGUAAACGAUGCAAAUUCAUCACAACAAUCAUCGGAACAUACGGACAAUUCAGAUAAAUCGGCCGAAUACAACGAUAUGGUAGCAUUUGAUUCAAAAAAACUUCAUUCAAAUAUUAAAACUGUAAACAUGAUAUUUGGUCCAACGCCAAAUCCAAUCGUUUCAACAUUACCGUAUUUUAAUGAGAUUUCACCGACCAUAUCAACCGAAUUGUCAUCGUUGACAUCGUCAACGUCAACGGUGCCAACUCAAUUCGAAUCAACAAUGUCAAGUUCAAUAUAUUCAUCGUCAACCAUCGCCGCCAAUCACUUUCCAUUUUUUAGCUCAAACAGUAUUCCAUUCGAAACAACGGCUGUGAUCGACACGCUUAACGCAAGUAAAACGGAUCAAUCGACCACCAUUUAUGAUAAUACGAUUCGGUUUCCAGAUCAUUGAAAAAGAGCAAAAGAGAUGAUGUAUUCAAACUAUUCACGUUUAGUGAAUACCUUUUUUUUAGUUAGUUUGUUAAAUAAUUAUAUAAUUCAAUGAUUUAUUACCUGUUUUUUUGCACAAUACUCAUAACAUACAAUGUCAACCCCAUGCAAUGAACAAAAACAGACAUGCUGUUUGAGCAUUUUUGUUUAAACAAAUAAAUAUUACAUUUAUUUUCCCAUCAA